Molecule: messenger RNA, 4579 nt
Organism: Linepithema humile (Argentine ant)
Lineage: Eukaryota; Metazoa; Arthropoda; Insecta; Hymenoptera; Formicidae
Product: rhophilin-2
Biological process (GO): negative regulation of stress fiber assembly; signal transduction
Cellular component (GO): membrane
Molecular function (GO): phosphatidylinositol bisphosphate binding; protein binding
Source: RefSeq, a predicted model, not a curated record
AAAAAAUUUCUAAUUGCGGCUCUAUAUAUAUAAUUAGAGCAUUAUAAUUUAUAAAUCAGUACCGUGUCCAAUUUACCGGACCUCAUUUAUCUCAUUAUCGGACAAUAUAAAAGAAGGGGAGAAUGCUCGGCCGCUAGAAAAUUUCAUCUCCGCCGGCACCGGAGAACAGACUCAGUUCCGAUGAUACGCUCGAGAUCACUGUCGAUGCAUUCGCGAUCAUGUUGAAGUGGGUGCACUAUUGCCCGUUACCGAAGGAUCGUGCGAUCGCAUCCUCGGACGCGAAGAUGGUCGUUCCGAGCGAGAAGAGUGAGAAGGACGCAAGAAAGGCGAUCGACAGAAGAAAGGACGGCGGUGGCACGGCGCGGAGUGCGCGAAACGCGAAAACCGCCACGCCGGAUGCUAUCAUGAGGAGAUGCUUUCGGUUCGGGGGUUCGGAUCCGAGGGUAGCGACCUGCAGAGGAAAGCUGCAGAACAAGCGUAGCAAGCUCAAUCAAGAGAUCAACAAGGAGUUGCGGCUACGAGCGGGCGCGGAAAAUCUCUUCAAAGCGACGACGAACAGAAAACUGAAGGAAACCGUUGCCUUAGAGCUGAGCUUCGUCAAUUCGAAUCUGCAGCUGCUCAAGGAACAGCUCGCCGAGUUGAACAGCUCGGUGGAGCUGUAUCAAAAUGUCGAUGGCGAAGAGCCCGUUAUGCCGAUGAUACCAUUAGGAUUGAAGGAGACCAAAGACAUCGAUUUUCGGGAUCCGUUCAAGGACUUUAUCUUGGAGCACUAUAGUGAGGAUGGUGAAAACUAUGAAGAAGCUAUAGCUGAUCUGAUGGAAACUAGACAGGCUACCAGGACACCGACUAGAGAUUCAGCGGGCAUCGCGUUGCUCCUACGUUAUUACAAUCAGCUCUACUUUAUAGAAAGGCGUUUCUUUCCACCUGAUAGAAGUCUUGGCAUCUAUUUCGAAUGGUUCGAUUCAUUGACGGGGGUGCCAAGCUGCCAACGAACAGUCGCCUUUGAGAAAGCCUCGAUUCUUUUCAAUGCCGGCGCACUUUACACACAAUUGGCCGCCAAGCAGGAUCGUAUGACCACUCGAGGACUCGACCAAGCUGUCGACGCUUUCCUCAGAGCGGCCGGCACUUUUCGAUACAUCCACGAGAACUUCACAAACGCGCCAAGCAUGGAUCUUGGCCCGUAUAUGCUGGAGAUGCUCGUGCAGCUGAUGCUUGCUCAGGCAAGAGAAUGUCUCUUCGAAAAACUAGAGCUUCAGUCAAGGGAUGGAAGGAAUAUCGACGUUUGCUUGGAUCUUGCUCAAGAGGCUGCUCAGGUUGCGGCGAUAUAUAACGACGUUCAUGGAUUGAUAUCGCGCGAGCCAGUUCGUGACUACGUCCCGGAGACUUGGAUUUCGUUGAUACUGGUGAAGCGCGAGCACCACCUUGCCCUUGCUCACAAGCACCUCGCGGUUGGUCUGCUGGACAGACCGAUCGUUGAAUUUCGCAUGGAAACGAAGCUCACGUUAGAACAUAUCCAGAAAAGUGACGGAAAAACUCAAUUGGACACGACGGUCCCUAGAGACGAUAACGAAAGGAAAUCAUUAGGCAAGGCGCACCUGAGAGAAGCUCUUGUUUUGCACGACGAGAGUCAACGAUUGCAGAGAAUGUGCCGCGAUCUAAAAGGUAAAAAAGCUCUGGGAAGAGUUUUGAAGAAAGCACAAGAAGCAACGCUCGAUUGCUACAAUAAAUUCGGCAACGACGAUGAUUUUCGAGAAUUGUUGGAUCCACCAGAUAUUAUCGCGUCCACGAAAUUCCAAUUAAGCAUUACUCAUCCGGAUUUUAGCCAGCAUGGAGUGAAUGAUUUAUUUAGAUCGCUGGGUCCUGUAGCAAUAUUUUCGGCCAAACGACAUUGGACCGCACCGCGAUUGGUGCAUCUUCAAAGAGGUCCUGAUGGCGAAGGUUUUGGAUUUAGCGUACGCGGCGACGCUCCUGUGAUAAUAGCCGCCGUUGAUCACAAUUCACUGGCUGAUGUAGGCGGGAUGAAGGAGGGCGACUUCAUAGUCGGCAUAGACGACGAAGACGUCAAGUGGUCGACUCACGAGGAAGUCGUGCGGAUGAUAAAACAAUGUGGGGACUUUAUAAAUUUGAAAUUAGUCACACCAAUGGACAGGAAUUAUUUAAAGACAAUGGUGACGGAAGGACAGCAGAAACAUGACGAGUACAAGAGCACGCUGGAGGCGAACGCGCUGGAAACGGCCAGACUGGAGCUCCGCGAGGACGACAGCACGAGGGAGCAGGCGUUGGAGCAAUUUCGACACUGGAUCCAGAAACAUCCCGCGAUCAAGAAGUGCAGAACGGACUCGCUGUUCCUGCUGAGGUUUCUCAGAACGAAGAAAUUCAGUCUGCCGAUGGCGCAAGAGAUGCUCGAACGCUAUCUCACCAUCAGGCAACUCUAUCCCGAGUGGUUCCAGAAGCUCGACAUCGAAGACCCGGAUCUCGAGGCCAUCAUCGACAACGGCUAUCUGGUGCCUUUGCCGAAACGAGACCAGCAAGGUCGAAAAGUGAUACUGUCCUGCGCAGGACGCUUCGAUCCUUGCAAAUUCUCGUCGAUACACAUGGCACGGAUCCACAGCAUGGUGCUGGAGUCCCUGAUGGACGAUGAGGAAAAUCAGAUUCACGGCUACAUACAUCUCAACGACGAGUCGGGAUUGACCAUGAGCCAUCUUAGCGCAUGGUCCUUCACGGACAUUCGCAAUAUGUUGAGAUGCAUACAAAACAGCACUCCUGUACGUCACAAGGAGACGCACUUCAUCAGUAUUCCCGGCAGCGUGGCGAAGAUCAUUGAAUUCGCUAUCUCGCUGCUGAACGACAAGCUUAAAUCGCGCGUUAUGAUGCACAAAGACUUGCAAGAAUUGAGAGAGGCGAUGGAUCCGAAGAUAUUGCCGAAGGAAUACGGAGGGGAAGUUCCGCUUUCGGAAAUGAUUGCCGAAUUUAAAAAUAAUCUAAAGCAGAAGAGAGAUGAACUUUUGGCUCUCGACGAUAUGCACAUCGAAAUUUCAUCAAAAGAUUGCCACGCGGCUAGCAACGAAGAAUUUGGCGGAAUAUGCGGUUCGUUCCGAAAGUUAGAAGUCGACUAAAGGUAUUCCAUUUUUUAUCUUGCAAUUUUAUAUUACGAGUAGACAAUUAACUUUAACAGUUAUUUUCGUGUGAUCGUAUCAACGAGUAGUUAUUUUGCCAAAAACUGAAACAUUUUGUAUCUUUAGCGAAAUAGUCAUUUAUACUAUAGAAAUAUUAAUUCAUAUCGUAAAUAUGUUAAAUGAGUAUGCAAAUGUUUUAUGGAAUUUCACCGAUGAUUUUGAUCAACUAGUUUCGAUUUUUAAGUAUUCAUAGCUGUUUCUCUCUAGAUAUUAUAGUUACAACAUAAAGGAAAAAUAUAAAUCUAAUUAAUUAUCGUAGUGCAUUAAUUAAUGUUGGUAAUAAUCUGUAAGAGAAUUUAUAAUUUGAUAUAAUAAUACGUUAAAAAGCGUUGUGAAUAACUUUAUCUGUUAAUUUAUAAGAUAUACUUUGAUAUGUUAUACUUAUUGCAUAAGUCUUGUAACAGUUGAAGUUUAGUAGUACGAAUUAAUAAUCAUUCCGCUGGUGGUACCAAGUUACCUAUGAUCUAUAAGUCACUAUUUUAACUGUGUUAAGAUAAAUUGUGACCUGUCACACGUUCCUCGCUGCCGUUGCAAUAGGACGCACAGUUUUAAUUAGCAUGCACUCGUGAUUGCAUCGUUUUAAUUAACUGAUGCUUUAUAUAGCGAGUUAAGGAACAAAGCUGUUAGAUAAGCGUAAACAGAUAUUAGAAUUUGUUGAUUUAUAAAUAUAAUCAUGAUUAUUUUUGUGAUUAUUUAGUUAUUGUUAUGCUAGUUUGUGAAUUGUGAUGCUGAUCGUAUCUCCAUUGUCAUGUGUAUUUAACAUGUAUUGCGCACGAUAUGUGUCUGUGUGAUUAUGACUUAAUUUAGUUUAAUAUUAAAAGAUUAUGUACAAUAUUAACACGCGAUAGACAAUCAUAUUUCAAGUUAAGAACCUUUGUGGUGGAUAUUUAAACUUAUAACUCCAAUAUAUUUUACAUAAUUUUUAUAAUUUUAUUAGCUUGAAGAAAGAAUCAACAGCAGUUUUAUAGACUGUUUCCUAAAUUUAUAGAGAUAUUAUACAAAUGGAAAGAAAUAUUUUAUCUUUGGUUAUUAAAAAAUAUUCUUUCAAACAAAAUUUGUCAAAAUUAUAAAUUGUUUUAUUGCAAUAUAUAAUUUUUUGCUAAAGAAUAAUGGAUUUUUUUCAAACAUAGAAGAAAUGAAUUGCACUCCAUGUGUCAACACAUAUCCAUUGUGACACGUAAUUCAAUACUAAAUCAUAUCCAUUCUAUAAUGUUACUUUCUAAUCAUUCACGCUUGUAGAUGCGCCAGAAUUUUUAAAACGUUAACAAUAGAGGAUCUCGCAUGUAAGUAAACUAACCACUUUUCUUUAUAUACACAUGUACAUUUUAUUGAUCCUCAUUUUCAACGUUUAUCAAUUGUUUUAAAAACUCAGUGCUUGGCGGCGCCGUGGUAUAAAGACUCCC